UCCCCUCAGCAACGGCGGCGCCUCCACCCGCCAUGGCGGCGAGGCCCCCGGCCCGUCCCCAGCCCCCGCACUGCUCUCACAUCCAGAGACGCCGGGAAUUCACCGGCUGCGGGCCGCACGAUGUGGCGCUGAUAGCCAAGCCCUCCAAGAGGGACCUCAGAGAAGAGGCGAUUUUGGCCGACAGGGUGCGGGAGGAGGAGCAGCGUGAGCAGGAGCGCAGCCUGCGGGUCUUCCUCCACUACCGCAAGGUCUGCGACUGGCAGAAGGGCGGCGAGGAGAAAUGGAAACACCACGCCGUGGAGAGGAAGGUCCGGGCCACCGUGCAGCAGUACCUGCAGGAGGUCGAUGUGAGAAGGCAGAGGCUUCGUGACUUUCUGGAGGCAGAGGAAAAUAGGUACUUCGCUGAGGCAGAGGCACUUGAUGAAGAAAAGGCACUGGACAGAGAAAUAAAGAUGAAAGAGCAAGCAAAAUUACUGAGGGAGAAGAGGGAGCAAGAAAGACUACGAGUGGUGGCUGAAAAACGAGAGCAACAGUUCAGAGACCGAUGUGAGGAAUAUCGCGUUCACUGUAAAAAAGUGAGCGAGAAGGAACUGGGCGACUGCCAGCUGGCCCAGCAGACUCUGAAGGCGAUACUGAGAAAGGAAGAGGAGAUGCAGGAGCGGAAGUUGGAAGAGAUUUGUGAGAAGGAGCAGUUGGCUAAGGAUGAGAAAGCGGAGCUGAAGGCGCAGGAGGUGGCAGCGCGGAUCCAGGAAAUGGUGAGCGUGCGCGAAGCCCAGCUGGCCGUGCACGCCGCUCGCAGAGAGGAGAAGAAGCAGCAGAUCAGAAAGGAGGCUGAAUGGCUGGAAGAAGAGCUGCACCAGCUUAGGAAAGAAAAUGAAGAACUUGAGAGGAAGAAGCGGUAUCAGCAGAAGGAGUGCAGGGACAUAUUGCUCAAAGCAGUGCAGGACAAGGAGAAGCUUCUUGAUGAGGAAAAAAAAGCUCAACUUGCCAUAGAGAAGAUGAUCUUGGAAAGAAAUUUUCAGGACUGUGAGAGGGAACAUGUGGACAUAACAAAAAAAAAGCAAGCGCUGUUGAAGGAGCAACUUAGCUACCUGGAUCAUCUGGCUGAGCAGCUGAGGAGGGAGAAGGAGCAAGAAAAAGAAGACGAGAAGGUCUUCAAGGAAGAGAGGGAUCAGAUUUGGGCCGACAAGGUUGAGAGAAUGAAACAAGAGCGGGAGGCUCGAUUUCAGCUGCUGAGAGAUGUCGUGGACAUAAGACAGGCACAGAUGGAGGAGAAGUUGCAGAAAAAAGAAGAAAGGAAAAUAGAGAUUGCUGAAGAGAAGAGGGCAAUGGCUUUAGCAGUCAGAGAAUUCGAACAAGAAGAAGAAUUAAAACGUAUAAGAAAAAUGCAGAAGGCCAAAGAAUACAGAGACCAGCUCGCAACUCAAAUUGCCUACCAACAGCGUCUCCAAAGAGCUGAGGAAGAGAAGAGGAAGAAAGAACAUGAGUUAAAUACAGAACAAGAGAGACAGUAUGAAGAAAAGCUACAGUUCAUUCUGUCAAUGCCCAGUGAGUCCAUAAUUAAGCUCCCCGCUACAAAAAAAGCACUAAUGCUUGACUCUUAAGGGCAUCACUCACUCUGGUAUUUUAGCUCCCUCAGUUGCCUUUAAAAACAUUUAAAAAACAUUUUAAAAACAUUGCGGAUCGUGACAGAUGCUUACACUUCACUUGAGUUGGAAGAACUCUCUCCACUUUGACACUCAAACAUUUAAUUCAAAAUUACAAGAAACAUAAUAUUUUAAAGUUUAUUUUUCCCCCAUGGACUUUUUUUUUGACAAAUCUGAUAGAAUCCAAAGUGCUUGACAUUUUAAUUCAAGAAAAACAUCUGCCGUCUACAAUAUAAAAGUGUAUUAUUAUGACAUGAAUUUUAAAUCUGCACAAAGAAAAUUUGUAGAAAACUUCCAGCAAACCUUUAUUAAAAUGCCUUUCAAACUGGAAAUAUUUGCAAAAUUCUUUUAUUUGUAUUUAGAUACCAAGUAUAAAACUCUGGAUGUAUUUUAUUGUGGGG
Messenger RNA from Catharus ustulatus (Swainson's thrush), 2047 nucleotides. RefSeq names its product cilia and flagella associated protein 53 (gene CFAP53). Bases 33 to 1604 code for a protein of 523 amino acids. The record is from RefSeq and is a predicted model, not a curated record. Lineage: Eukaryota; Metazoa; Chordata; Aves; Passeriformes; Turdidae. The transcript has 8 exons.